AUGGCGCGCAUCAUCGACUUGAAGCAGACAGAAACGGGUGCAAUCCGAGAAGCACAACUCAAGUUACCGAGCGGACGUAUCAUAAGAAGACCAAUUAACUUACUAAUCCCACUUGAGCUGGAAGACAGUCCGGCAGAGAAACGGUCCGACACAAAUGGUGAAACGGAGUCGCCGACUAACAAUCUGCAUAGCGCAGUUGGAAUUCAAAGUCACCGUUAUAAUCUCCGACCUCGAUCACGUGACAACAACGUGCUUACAAUCUGUCAAAGAUGUUGCUCCCAAGUCGAGGAGGAUCAGGAUCCGAAAAAGCAUUAUGAAGAAAACGGUCAAGAAGGAACGCGAAUCGCUGUGCCACCACUAUAA
Molecule: messenger RNA, 363 nt
Organism: Angiostrongylus costaricensis
Lineage: Eukaryota; Metazoa; Nematoda; Chromadorea; Rhabditida; Metastrongylidae
Source: the annotation of a GenBank genome assembly